AUGCUGGGACAAGGCAAAACAGUUUAUCAAGCUGAAAUUGAUGCAGCUUGUGAAUUAGCGGAUUUUUUGCGAUUUAUUGCAGAGUUUGCUCAACGAUUGUAUGAUUAUCAACCAGUAAACGUUGUUCCUUCGAUACAAAAUUCGGUUCGACAUAGAGUGUUGGAAGGAUUUAUCGCCGCUAUUUCUCCAUUCAAUUUCACAGCCAUUGGAGGAAACCUUGCAUAUGCCCCUGCGAUUAUGGGAAAUGUUGUUCUGUGGAAACCCUCUGACACAGCAUUGUUGUCGAACUAUAUAGCAUUCCGAUUGAUGGAAGAAAGUGGAAUUCUUCCUGGCGUAGUGAAUUUCUUGCCUACAGAGGGUCCUACUUUUGGACGAGCGAUUACCAACUCGACGCAUCUAAGCGCCAUUAAUUUCACAGGAUCUGUUCUUACAGUCCACUGGUUGUGGAAGCAAGUAGGAGAAAAUGUUGACCGCUUCCGGAAUUUGCCACGUUUGGUUGGCGAGUGUGGAGGGAAGAAUUACCAUUUGCUUCAUUCAUCUGCUAAUGUGGAGCACGUUGUCAAUUCUACCCUUCGUGGCAAAAGCAGCUAUUUCUGA
Messenger RNA from Daphnia pulicaria, 597 nucleotides. Its product is annotated as delta-1-pyrroline-5-carboxylate dehydrogenase, mitochondrial-like. NCBI's taxonomy places the organism in Eukaryota, Metazoa, Arthropoda, Branchiopoda, Diplostraca, Daphniidae. Gene Ontology annotation, cellular component: mitochondrial matrix. Bases 1 to 597 code for a protein of 198 amino acids. The record is from RefSeq and is a predicted model, not a curated record. The transcript is spliced from 5 exons. Gene Ontology annotation, molecular function: L-glutamate gamma-semialdehyde dehydrogenase (NAD+) activity.